Molecule: messenger RNA, 1989 nt
Organism: Alternaria rosae
Lineage: Eukaryota; Fungi; Ascomycota; Dothideomycetes; Pleosporales; Pleosporaceae
Product: deoxyribose-phosphate aldolase
Exons: 2
Coding region: 456-1655 (399 amino acids)
Biological process (GO): deoxyribonucleotide catabolic process; carbohydrate catabolic process
Cellular component (GO): cytoplasm
Molecular function (GO): deoxyribose-phosphate aldolase activity
Source: RefSeq, a predicted model, not a curated record
AGAAACGGUCACAACUUACUAGCAUCGCAAUGAGAAUUGCUCUUUCCCUAGAAAAGAAGGACAUCAUUCUUGGCAGGAUGAUUCUGCUCUCCAAGUGGGGAAGCAUGGCCGAGACCCCUACCCGGUUCAUCGCACCUUCCCUACAAGCAGCCACAUGACGAGCAAAACGCCGACCUCCGCCAACUUCACGAUUCCUACAUAAUAGCCGUCGAAACAGCCACUUUUGUCUUAAAGACCAGGAGACAACGCCGCUGCAUAACCGUUCGCCUAAAGUGCUUAUUUCAAUUAACGAUUGGACACGAGUCGAGAGCAAGCCACCCCACGUCAUCGUCAAUACUUCCACUCGCCCUCUCGUUCGCUCGCGCAUCCGCGGCUCACGGUUCGACAGCCACUAAAAUAGAUCAGUGGACAAUCACAAGAUCAAUAAACAAAUAUUUGCAAGCGCGUCGUUCAAAAUGUCCACCUCUUCCACAGCAGGCGCGGGAGCCCCAACCAACCCCCACCCCAUCCCUCUGACGGAGUCCGAAGUUUUGAUCCGCGGUUUCCUCGCAGCCAACCCGGAUCUUUGCGACGACAAAUCAAACCCUAUCGAGAUAAUGACUGAUCGUUUUACGAACCAGGAAUGGAAAGCGCAAAUUGAUCAAACGAUUAAGAAUGUCAUCAAAGAGGUGGAAAGUGGAGAGAGGGCGAGGAAGAUUUACGAGGGCCCGCGGAUGAGGAAUGGAGAUGAAGCGCUGAAGCAGUUGGCCAAGACGGUGGACCACACGGUACUCAAGUUGGACGCGACGACAAAGAUGAUUGAUGGGCUGUGCGGCGAGGCAAGAACAGAGAACUUCAAAUCAGUCUGUGUUCGCCUAAACUAUGUCCAACGCUGUGUCUCCAACCUCAAAGGUACGGACGUGCUUGUAGCCUGCGUCGUAGGCUUCCAUGAAGGAACCCAAGACACGUACUACAAGCUGCAAGAGGCACGUGCUGCAGUGGCAGCAGGCGCGAGGGAACUCGAUGUCGUCCUCAACUACUCCCUCCUCACCAAGCACAACCGCCGUGCUUCCCCGCCAGUGGAGCACAUCCUCAGUGCUCGGGACUCAGCGAUUGACAGCAUCACCGCUGCCAACACGGCCAAGAAUGCUGGAAGCAGCUCAGCCAGCGACUUUAGCGAGGAGGACUCAGACGAAAUUCCCGACUACAGCGCAAUCUACAGAGAACUGGCUAGCAUAAGAAGCCUCUGCCCUGCCCCAACAACACUCAAACUCAUCCUCGAAACCUCGCAACUGAACUCCGCACAAAUCCUCGCUGCAUCUCAUCUUGCAGCCGCCGCUAGCUUUGACUUUAUCAAGACAUCCACUGGCUUCAACGGACCGGGCGCUAAUUUGCCCAACGUGCAGCUUAUGGUAGCUGCGGCAGAGUACCUCGCAUCGGCCAAAAUAGGCAAGAAGAAGAUGGAGGUCAAGGCGAGCGGUGGAGUCAGGGAUUUGGACACCGCGGUCAAGAUGCUGGAGUCUGGCGCAACAAGGCUAGGAACUAGUUCUGGGUUGUGGAUCAUGCAGGAGGCGAGGGCCAAGGUGGGUGAGGAAAGGGUCGCGGCUGGGCUGUCGUUAGAGGGAAAGAGACCUAGCCCGCAGACGCGGUUGUAUACCGAUGACUCUGAGUACUAAGAAUAUCACGUAGAAAGAGUAUAUCGAAAUAUGUCGAUCGAAGGCUUUUAUUGAACUAGACUUCUAAUAGGCAGUUGUCUAGUAUCUUCCUUGUGUAAUGUAUGCGCGUGACAGGCUAGAGGUCAGCGAUUCCGGUACGACGUAGUGCACCGAUCAAGCCUUACGUAGAUACCCUAGGUAGUGUGGGCUCUGCCGAUAACUCAGCCACAGGCAAACUUCCGCACAUUGUCGAUGAGACCGCUACAAACAAUAUGUGGCCAGGCAUCAUGUACACUAUCACAGCAUUGUAAGUGAAAUAAGACAGACGAUGGCAGUUGAAGAUUUUUGGGUGUGU